AUGACAACAGAUGCAUCGCUUUUAUGCCACGAGCUGAUCAGAAUUGGGACUUACGUUGGCUGGCCUAGUCAAGAUCUCCAGGGCAAAGGAAAUGUGAAGCCCAGCGUAGUAGAUCUUGCAAGAGCUGGCUUCUACUUUACUGGUAGAGGAGACUUUGUUCGAUGCUUUGCUUGUGGUAUUCAGAUUGGAGACUGGGAGCGCCACCAUGAGCCAUAUGUAGUACAUGCGACAAGGAACCCACAGUGUCCUUUAGUGAUGAAAGCCAACAGUGGAAACAGGCCUGUGUACAUACCGCCGGCAAGAGAGUACGCAGCAAUAAUGUCAAUGCUAAAUGAAGCGGGUAAAGUUGUGGCGGCAACCAAAAAGGGAACAUCGUAUUCAUCCUCAUCCUUGUUAUCAAACACGUUAACAUCUCUCUAUGGAGAGAGUAUGAUAUGCUCGGCUGCCCAGUCAAAUGGUACUCACGCUCCUCCUUUAACUAGAUCCCAUUCUAACUCACCACGGUUAAGUCAUUCAACAAGCAUUACACAUUCCCCAGUUGUGGUUAGGUUACCUGUUAUCCCCAGACAGAAUAGUUUAUCAGCAAACACUCCACCACCGCCAAGAAGGAGCAGCACUACUGAUUCAAGUGAAAGCAUGACAUUCGAUACACUAAGGCCACACAUCCAAAGAGCCAGAUCAUAUGCCGCCGAUCCAAGUUCUGAAAGAAACUCAGAGACUAUUGCAAAUCGUCAGAACUCCAAUCCAGGCUUUGACCAUGCAGAAUUCCAAGAAUCUGAAGAGGCGCGGUUCAAAACUUUCAAUGGAUGGGCAGGGAUUCGAGGAGCGACGGCAAGAGAGUUUGCUCAAGCUGGGUUUAUUUACAUUGGUCCUCCUGAUAGAGUACAAUGUGCCUUUUGCAGCGGAAUUUUACGAAAUUGGAAUGAUGAUGAUUCGCCUCUAGAGGAGCAUCGAAAACAUUUCCCGCAGUGCCCGUUUGUGGUUGAGUCUUUAUCUGCAAUAACUCUACCGAGGCCCAAACAUUCGAAAUUCAGGUCAGAGCCGAGCCGUCUAAGUUCUUAUCGGGGCUGGAAUAUGAAUAGGAAUCCUAAACCAGCAGAAUUGGCAAAGGCUGGAUUUUUCUAUGUUGGACACGGAGACAGUGUGAAAUGUUUCUUUUGCGAUGGCGGUCUGCGUAACUGGGAACCAGAUGACGAUCCAUGGAGAGAACAUGCCCGCUGGUUUCCUAAAUGUGCCUAUGUUAAACAGUCAAAAGGACAGGCCUUUAUUGAUGGAGUUUUAAAUGACACAAAUUUAGCAGAAUACCAAACAGCAUCACUUGACGAGACUCAACCAAAGCAUGUGGCCAGACCUCCAGUUAGAGAGGUGGACCCUCGCGAGGUAACGGCACGAAUGGACAGCGCGAUUGUCAAAAAAGUCUUAAGCAUGGAUGUGCCAAAGAAGAUGGUGAAAAAAGCAAUAAGAAAGAGACUGGCAGAAAAUGGUGAGGACUUUACAAGUGCUGAAGCUCUCCUGGAGGCAGUGUUCAGAGACUCUGAAGAUGCUCCAAAAGCAUCUUUGUCCGACUUGGCAAACAGGGAUCAGUCUGCAUCAGCUUCUGGUGACGGUGAAAGCCCUGAUUCUAUGAGAUUAGCAGAAGAGAAUCGACAACUAAAGGAACAAAAGCUGUGCAAAAUCUGCAUGGAUGAAGAAGUUUGUGUGGCCUUUAUUCCUUGUGGACAUCUAGUCAGCUGUUCUACAUGUGCCCCUGCCCUUAAUCAGUGUCCCAUCUGUCGAGCAAAGAUCCGAGGAACAAUACGCACCUACAUGUCGUAA
Molecule: messenger RNA, 1815 nt
Organism: Candidula unifasciata
Lineage: Eukaryota; Metazoa; Mollusca; Gastropoda; Stylommatophora; Geomitridae
Source: the annotation of a GenBank genome assembly